GCUGGGCCGGGAGCGCCUCGCCGCCAGGGGCGCGGGCUGCCCUCGCUCGGCGCCCGCCGCCGCCCCGCGCCCGCUGACAGCCGCCCGCAGCCGCCAUUUAACCCUCCUGCCGCCGCCGCCGCCGGGCAGUGAGCGCCCGCCCGCCGCCCCGGGAAGCGCCGGCGGCGUCUCCUCCACGGGAAGGACCGCGCUCUAUCCCCGACUCGCCGGCCGCUCCGCCCGCAGCGUGGAGGCAAGGAAUGAUGUUCCUGCUGUGAUGCUGCGCCUGCUGCCGGCAGCCGGGGGAGUUCGGGAGCGGCUGUCCCUGGAGGCAGGCUGGCUCCCCACCGCCCUCCGUCAGCAGCCGCCCCUCUCCUGAGGCACGAGGUGUUCUUGGAAAACGUGCUAGCACUUUGGAGCUGAAAAGGGACAUGAGGAGUAAAAGGACCCCGGAUCUCACUGGUCAGAAUGAAACAGAUGUUGAAAGAUUUUUCAAAUCUGUUGUUAGUAGUGCUCUGUGACUAUGUUCUCGGCGAAGUGGAGUAUCUCCUGUUGGAGCACCCGGAUCAUGUAGCCUUCAGCAAUGACACAGUGUCUGUGGAAUAUCAGUACUACAGUGGUGGUAAUGUGACAGCAGAGCAUGUGUCCAUCCUUUUGCUGGAUGCCAGCACCAGUGAGAUAAUUGCAAGAAAACAGCUUCCAGCAAAUCAGUCCCAGGGGACGGUGGUGUUUGAGUGUUACCAUUUCAAGAGUGCUGGUGAUUUCUUGUUCAGAAUGGUCUCUCCCAGUGACAACAGCAGUGCUGCCCAGUGGAGCAGAAGCAGCAUGUCCACCCUCCGUGUGGAAUGGCCUGUAUUUCACAUUGAUUUGAACAGGAGUUCAGAGGUGCUUGGGAACUCCCUUAAGGUUGGACUUUUUACAAAUGAGCAGUUAUGUGCCAUGAACAAGACUGUGGUAUCACUGGAUGUGAUAUUCACCAGCACCCUUUAUGAAUUCAGAAGAGUAAGCUCUGAUGAAACUCUGGGCAUUAGAACUAGCAAAGGAAUCCCCCUGUCUAGGUCCCAGUGGGUAGAGUUUGAUUGCCCACCCAUUGGUCAAGAAAUAUACAUCACAGUGUUACUGAAAUCAUUAGAAACACAUUCCAUCAUCGCCUCCAUAGGACCUGUAGAUCUCCUCCACAAAUUUGGAUACAGACUGGUUGUGGCAGCAGAAGACACAUGCAAAACUUUGGUUCAGGUUUUUGUAAUCUCUCCACCGUGCACUUCUAUCAGUGGAAAAAUAGUUGUUUAUAAAGAGGCUCUCAAGCAUCCGAGUCAAAGAACAACUUGGCUGUAUGAAAACAUCCUUCACCCAGGAGACAACAGAACAGAAUUUAACUGCACUUUGUUUGAUGUGGGGAAGAACAAAUACUGCUUUGACCUCCUCCAUUUCUCAAACCGAAGCUACUUUCCAGCAAGAGUUAAGGAGUGUAUGCUGAUCCAAAGGAAUAUAGAAACGUGGAGCCGGUGGCAGCCCUGGAGCCCAUGCAGUGUCACCUGUGGGGACGGCAUCCGGGAGCGUUUCCGAGAGUGCCUCACCUCCUCGCCAGCAAAACCAGGCUGCGCUGGAUCGCCGAGGGAGACUUCCCUGUGCUCGCUGGAGGAGUGUGUGUCUGUCCAGCCUCCCACCCCACCUUCUGUUCAGCCAGGAGAGGACCAGAAAGCAAAUAAUAUAGUUACCAUCACAGGUAUCUCACUGUGUUUGUUCAUCAUCUUUGCCACUGUUCUUAUCACCCUCUGGAGGAAGCUCUGCAGAGCUCAGAAAUGCAGCACCGCUGUCCGACGGAACUCCGUCCAUUCCCCUGGCUUCCGGAAAAACUCUGACGAGGAGAACAUUUGCCAAGGCAACAAGCAACGGGACAGCUUUGCUGAAGGGGGAGACGCCCCUGUUAACAUUCCCCUAACUUACAGGCGAAGCCUCCAAUUUGCCCAAGAAGAUGAUGCCUCUGGAAGUGAAAACUUUCAGCCAAAUGCCCAAAAAAUAAUCCCUCCAAUUUUCAGCUACCGCCUGGCACAGCAGCAGCUGAAAGAGAUGAAGAAGAAAGGCCUGACAGAGACCACUAAGGUGUACCAUGUCUCUCAGAAUCCUCUCACGGACACGGUUCUUGGUGCCACCACGAUGCUUCCCCUGAGCGGGGAAAACCAAGAGGAGGCAGGAGCAAACAAAUUUCGGAUCAAAUCUCCAUUUCUGGAACAGCCAGCCAGUCAGCCCAAGUUCCUGGGAGAAAGCUCUCACCCUAGGCUGGAUUUUCCAUUCUCACAGGCCAAUCCUGCAAUGAGCCCUACCCAAACCUUGGUCAGAAGAGGUCAUUUCAAGCACCAGGAUAACAGGGUGGACUUGCCUGAGAGGGGCUGUCAUAGAAACUCACAGUUCAGAAGAACAGCCAGUUUCCAUGAAACUAAAAAGGCCAGGCCUUUCAGAGAGAGAAGCAUGUCCACUCUCACACCCCGACAGACUCCUCUCUACAACUCCAGGACCAGGACAUGGGACCAGGGUCUGGAGGACAGGAUACGGCCAAAAUCAAGGAACACUAAUCCGGCUUGUGAAAAGCUGGAUCAGCCCCACAGCACUGUGCUGGCCUGUGAACCACAGGGCCAUGGCACAAAGACCCACCACAGGGCAGGGCCCCCGGUGAGGAAGCUGGACCUGAUCACGGACCGCCCGCCUGCUGGUCAGGAGAAGGCAGCUGAGAAGCCUGAGCCCAGCCGAAGUAAGAGGGGCCCUUCACCUAACCCUAAAGGUGUGUGGCGGAAAGAAACAGGCCCAAAUGGCAAAGAUAAUUCCCAGAGAGGCCUAAGUGUCAGCCCUGCCCAGUAUCGAAGGGACAAGUGCCAGAGCUUCCCCUUGGACCCUGAGUUUGCCUUUUAUGACAAUUCUACUUUUGGCUUAACGGAGGCAGAGCAGCAGAUGAUCGACCUCCCUGGGUAUUUUGGCUCAAAUGAAGAGGAUGAAACAAGUACUCUGAGCAUUGAGAAGCUGGUGAUCUGAGUGACUCAUUGCG
Molecule: messenger RNA, 3019 nt
Organism: Poecile atricapillus (Black-capped chickadee)
Lineage: Eukaryota; Metazoa; Chordata; Aves; Passeriformes; Paridae
Gene: THSD1
Product: thrombospondin type 1 domain containing 1
Exons: 6
Coding region: 448-3006 (852 amino acids)
Cellular component (GO): cell periphery; cell surface
Source: RefSeq, a predicted model, not a curated record